Huiozyma naganishii CBS 8797 is the source of this 2709-nucleotide messenger RNA. RefSeq names its product Asg1p (gene ASG1). Gene Ontology annotation, biological process: DNA-templated transcription; positive regulation of transcription by RNA polymerase II. NCBI's taxonomy places the organism in Eukaryota, Fungi, Ascomycota, Saccharomycetes, Saccharomycetales, Saccharomycetaceae. The record is from RefSeq and is a predicted model, not a curated record. Gene Ontology annotation, cellular component: nucleus. Bases 1 to 2709 code for a protein of 902 amino acids. The transcript has a single exon. Gene Ontology annotation, molecular function: DNA-binding transcription factor activity, RNA polymerase II-specific; zinc ion binding; sequence-specific DNA binding.
AUGUCGAAUCAGGUUAAGUCUGAAACUCCGGAGUUGGAACAGGCAGGACAGCAAUUGCUCCCACAACAGUUGCAACUGCAGGCUAAGAGACGUAGGGUCACGCGAGCGUGUGACGAGUGCAGGAAGAAAAAAGUUAAAUGUGACGGGCAGCAGCCGUGUAUACACUGCACUGUGUACUCGUACGAGUGUACGUACAAUCACCCUACAAAGAGGACGUUUAACAGCAACCAGCAGACGUACGGUAGUAGUAAUUUGAGCUCUGGUAGUCUCAACAGUGCAUCUUCCGCAACGGCAACUGCAGGUGCAACGGCCGCGUUCAGUGGAAGCGAUGCCAGUCUGCAGAGGCAUACGGGCGGGAACGGCACCCCAGUUCAUAACACUUUCCCUGGAGGUUCGCAACACGCCGCAGUGAAGAAAUACAGCUCAAAGUCAUCGAAGAAUUUGCAACAGCAGUUGGCCAGGUACCAACAACUGUUCAAGGGAAUGAUGCCUGACAUGCCUGACAUUGGGUCCCUUGAUGUCCCGACUUUCCUACAGAUAUUCCAACACUUCAAGGGCUCAGAGCCCACAUUCCUCGACGAUUCCGUCAAAGAAUAUUUCCUAAUCGUUGGAGACGCAUUAUCGCCGUCGCAAUUGCAAUCGCCUAAAAUGUCACCACCAGACAGUACGUCGAACAGCUCACACCUAAAGAACGUUGCAAGCAGCACAUCACUGGCGGAUGCUAUGGAACAGGCAGAUACCCCGCAGUCCGCGUGCCAAAUGGGGAGAGAAAUUAAGAUCAUGUUACCACCAAAGCCAGUCGCCUUAUUGUUUGUGAAAAACACCUGGGAACAUUGCUGCGUCUUGUUAAGAUUUUACCAUAGACCCUCGUUUAUCCAACAGUUGGAUGAACUGUACGACACUGAUCCGCACAAUUACACGUCAGAGCAGAUCAAGUUUUUACCACUGUGCUACUCUACAAUAGCCGUAGGUGCUCUUUUCUCAAAAGCUAUCGAAGUCAAGGAAAAUACACUCGGGUAUGAAAAGGAGAAUGCAAUGGACAGGGGCACUUUCCUGCAAGACGAGGGGUAUAAGUACUUCAUUGCCGCACGGAAACUGAUCGAUAUCACCAACACGAGGGACAGCAACUCGAUCCAAACCGUGCUGAUGUUGUUCAUCUUUUUGCAAUGCUCUGCACGGUUAUCCACCUGUUACGCAUACAUCGGUGUCGCUAUGAGAAGUGCGCUUAGAGAAGGGUUUCACAGGAAAGUGGGGCCCGAGUCCGACUUGUCCCCGCUCGAGAUCGAAAUAAGGAAAAGACUGUUCUACACCAUUUACAAACUGGACGUAUACGUCAACGCCAUGCUGGGACUACCAAGAUCUAUAUCACCGGAGGACUUCGACCAAGUUUUGCCCUUGGAACUUUCAGACGAGAAUAUCACAGAACAGGCCUACUAUCCAGAAAGAGAAGAUGGUAGCUUGUCGAGUACCGGUAUCGCCAACUGUCACACGAGACUGAUCAUGAUCUUGGAUACCAUAAUGAGGAAGCUAUAUCCGAUCAAGCGACCCAAUAACGUCAUCUCCCAUGAGACGGUGACCAACUUAGAAAAAUUGUUAAGAGACUGGACAAAUACCCUCCCCGCGGAGCUCAAACCAAACGGGAAAUCAAUGCCUCCAAGGUACGAACGUGCAAAUAAACUACUGCAUCUGUCCUUUUUACACGUGCAGAUCAUUCUUUAUAGACCAUUCAUCCACUUUUUGUCACGUAACUUCGCUACACCGGUACCAGACCGAUUAUCCAUUCAGCGCGCCAGGAACUCCAUUACCGUCUCGAGGACUGUCGUUAGGAUGGCACAAGAGAUGGUUAACAAGAACCUGAUUUCGGGCUCCUACUGGUAUGCCUGCUAUACAAUCUUCUACUCCGUUGCUGGACUACUGUUCUACAUCCACGAGGCCGACUUGAAGGACAAAGAGAGUGCACGAGAAUACUACGAGAUCCUGAAAGAUGCAGAAACAGGGAGAGACAUUCUGGUGCAACUGAAAGAUACGAGUAUGGCUGCAAACAGAACUUAUAACAUUCUCAACAAUCUGUUUGAUAAAUUGAACUCCAAGACUUACAAACUGACAAGUCUUCAUGUAUCCCCCAUUCAAAAGAAAUCUCAAUUGGCAGAUACAUACAGUGCAGCCCAAUCCGAUGCCAGUGGGGCAUCCAGUUAUAACAUUGAGAAAUUUGUCACAGAAACUCCAAGUCUGGCUGCACCCGAUGACCUUCAAUCCUUAAAAGGCAGGUAUGAUGGAAUAGACUCAGUGACAGAGCUCAACGACAACGAAUCUUCCAUUGGUGAUAGCAAAGAAAAAUCUCCAGAGAUGGGUAUGGAGAAUGACUUGUUCUUGAAGACAGAAGCCACCGAAAUGAACCCGAUGUUUGGCUUCAACGCUGACCGUAACGAACAGUACCUCGCACCAAGCAUAAAUUCACCGUCGUUCGACCUUAUGAGACAAACUGGUAAUCAAAUGACCCCUACGAAUGACAAUAAUGCAACGAACAGCUUCGAUCCCGCAAAGUUCGCAGACGGUAACCAAAACUCCGAGACAAAAGUCAAAAGAGAACAGUUCGAUGAUGAUGUGGGCAUUCUUGACGUCUUUGACCAACUAGAUGCCCAGUUGUUUGGGAGGUAUGUGCAGAACGGUGCCAGCCAACCCAAUCAGCAACCGCAGGUCAGGGAAUAA